This is a messenger RNA of Suillus discolor, 1151 nucleotides long. RefSeq lists its product as uncharacterized. Lineage: Eukaryota; Fungi; Basidiomycota; Agaricomycetes; Boletales; Suillaceae. The coding region runs from base 156 to 950 and encodes 264 amino acids. The record is from RefSeq and is a predicted model, not a curated record. The transcript has a single exon.
GUCUCUCAUUGUGCGGCUAAGGGUUCGUGCGAAGGUAGCGUGGUUGACGGACAAGCCUUUUCUGCCGCGUACGAAGGUACCCAUUGAACGGACUAGCUGCCUAGUACUGAAACUUGGCGCAGCGCUAACGAACGAUCUUAUCCCGGACUGCAGUAAUGAUAUUGCUUGCAAGCAGCUCAUUGAUGACUGAGGCGAUACUACCUUGUUCUGAUGACACCGACCUUGUGAUUUACCGUGUCCAACCAGCAGUGGCCGCAACACCAAUGAUAACAUCGGUCUCUUGUGCCGUGCUACCUCUCCCUAAUUAUAUAAAUACUUCGGCCUACUGCAAGCCUGCCCCCAAAGACCGUCUGUUGUCGAAGUCACUUGCCUCUCCAUCUCGUUAUUCCAGCCAUUGGAUUGGUAUCCGAGCUUGUGUUUACCAGCUCCCAGCUACGAUUGACAACUUUGUUGUUCUUGUUUAUAAGCCACCCUGUUGUACGUAUAGCGUGGUGUCGCAUGAGCCUCUUAAUUGCGAUCGCAUGGAUUAUGGCAAUCACGGAAGUGAUUAUCAAUGUUGUUGCAGGUCUGUUCCCUUCAAUCAGCAUCUUGCUACUGUCGUUCAUACACCCUGGAUAUAUCGCACAUAUCAUCAUACUAACAGAUUAAUCUACACAGAUAUUUGGUUCCGCAUUUGGACUCUUAAAUGUAGUCACUGGUCUCACAAUCCCCGCAGUGGGCAACUCCCUUGCAGAUCUCAACGAAAGAGACAUGAGCGUAGCUGCUGUAAGUCUAUUUACUUUCCUCCCGCCCUCGCAACCCUUGAUCACAACCUUCAGGUCUUUGCCCAAAUCAUGGGCUUCUCCACAUGCUUCAGUGUGUCUAUGGUCGAGUUUUUCCUCGGCAUCGGUAUCGCCGGCUCCUACGCGAUCUUGCAAACUGGGGGCGAGCUGUGUAUACUAUAUGGUUGACGCGUAUUUAUUGAAUUUGCGGGCGGAGCUGACGUGGCAGUCUAAGAUGGUGCACAUGUCCGACUUUUUUGAAUGGAUAACACUUGGAUUUAUUAUUAUCAUUGAAUACUUUAAAGGUUACGCACAUACGCCUGCAUGAACCACCUAAUUAUGUACACCUCCAUCUCCCUGGAUCACCUUAUGUAUACUACUUGUCGCCAC